Molecule: messenger RNA, 832 nt
Organism: Hemiscyllium ocellatum (epaulette shark)
Lineage: Eukaryota; Metazoa; Chordata; Chondrichthyes; Orectolobiformes; Hemiscylliidae
Product: deoxycytidine kinase-like
Exons: 7
Coding region: 1-783 (260 amino acids)
Biological process (GO): nucleobase-containing compound metabolic process
Cellular component (GO): mitochondrion; cytoplasm
Molecular function (GO): deoxycytidine kinase activity; ATP binding
Source: RefSeq, a predicted model, not a curated record
AUGGCUGUCCCUCCAAGUAAAAGGAGCCGACAUCAGACCAACAGCAUCAAGCCUCAGAAAGUUUCAAUCGAGGGGAAUAUUGCUGCUGGCAAAUCGACAUUGGUGCAGAUUUUGGGGCAGGCCAGUAAGGAUUGGGAUGUGGUCGCUGAGCCCAUCGCCCGUUGGUGUAACGUGCAAACUGAGGGAGACGACUCUGAGGAGUUAACCGCAUCUCAAAAGAAUGGAGGGAACCUGCUGCAAAUGAUGUACGACAAGCCAGAACGCUGGUCCUACACCUUUCAGAACUAUGCCUCUUUAAGCAGAGUGCGGUCACAGCUCAGACCUCUCAGCGACAGAGUGAAAGAUUCUGCCCAGCCAGUUCAAUUCUUUGAGCGAUCUCUGUACAGUGACAGGUAUGUCUUUGCUUCCAAUCUUUAUGAAUCUGAGUACAUCAAUGAGACUGAAUGGAUUAUGUACCAAGACUGGCACAGUUGGAUACACAGCUACUUUGGUAAAAAUAUCGAACUCAGUGGCAUCGUCUAUCUCCGGGCAACACCUGAGAAUUGUAUGAAGAGGCUGACCCUGCGAGGUCGCCCAGAAGAGAAAGGAAUCCCAAUGGAAUAUCUGGAAAAGCUUCAUGUCAAACAUGAGUGCUGGCUGCAAUACAGGACAACGAGGCUUCAUUUUGACUACUUGACGAGAGUUCCAGUUUUGACAUUGGAUGUUAAUGAAGAUUUCAAAGACAGUGAAGCACAUUGUAAUGACAUCAUUGAAAAGAUCAAGGGAUUUCUGCAUUCUUUGUAACAUUUAUAAAUUCUGUGCAACACAACAUUGGAGCCACUGGAGGAACACG